This is a messenger RNA of Gopherus flavomarginatus (Mexican gopher tortoise), 1469 nucleotides long. It is a transcript of the gene TXNDC15, whose product is annotated as thioredoxin domain containing 15. The record is from RefSeq and is a predicted model, not a curated record. The transcript has 5 exons. NCBI's taxonomy places the organism in Eukaryota, Metazoa, Chordata, Testudines, Testudinidae. Gene Ontology annotation, biological process: cilium assembly. Gene Ontology annotation, cellular component: cilium. Bases 96 to 1142 code for a protein of 348 amino acids.
ACCCCGGUAGCGGAAGCGAUUGAGGAGCCGGCCGGAAGCGGUGGUUGUCAGUGGAGACGCAGGCCGGCUGGCUUCGUUCUUUCUCCCGCCCGAGGAUGCGGGUUCUCCUCUCUCCCGGGUGGAGACUCCGGCAGCUGCUCUGGGUGACUUGGCUGAGCGGGAGCUUCCUGGCAGGAGCAGCAGCAGAGGAAAAUGCUGACCCACGCUCUGAAACUGCCCGACCUCUUAGCACAGAAGGUGGUUCUGCCCUUACUGGAGAGCUUCAGGCGCCAGUGCAGUACAAGACUGCAGAAAUUGCUGAUGCAAUGCUGGGUAGUGGGGUUCCUGCUGAUCAGUCUGUGGUGUUGUCAGUGAUUCCGGGAGAAGCAAAGGACAGGCACAUGUCUGAAUUUGAUAUUGGCACCUGCGAUGCAGCAGUAGAAGAUGCUGAAUGUAGUGUGGGGACUAGCCUUGCUUCUCACUUAUCACAGUCUGGUUCCCAUGUUCAAGAACAAGCAGGAGACUCAAAUGUAGUGCUAGAGGCUGUGCCUGCUUCACCAGCUGAGGAAUCUAAUAGCACAGACAACAUGAAAACUCCCAAAGUGAACUGUGAGGAAAGAAAUAUUACCGGGAUCAGAAACUUCACGCUACAAAUCCUGAAUGUUUCGCAAGACUUGAUGGAGUUUUUAAACCCAAACAGCAGUGACUGUACAUUAGUCUUGUUUUAUACACCUUGGUGUCGCUUCUCUGCCAAUCUGGCCCCUCAUUUUAAUUCUUUGCCCCGAGCAUUUCCAACUCUAAACUUCCUGGCAUUGGAUGCAUCUCAGCAUAGCAGUUUAUCAACCAGAUUUGGAACUGUGGCUGUUCCUAAUAUCCUUCUUUUCCAAGGAGCCAAACCCAUGGCCAGAUUUAAUCAUACAGACCGAACCCUGGAAAUGCUGAAAGCAUUCAUUUUCAAUCAGACAGGAAUAGAAGCUAAGAAUGAUGUGGUGGUAACUGAGGAAGACCGAGCAGGCCCUCUACCGAGUGUCCUGACAAAAGGAAUAGAUUGGUUGCUUUUAUUCUCUUUAUUGUUUCUGGUUAGUUUUAUUAUGUAUGCUACCAUUCAGACUGAGAGCAUUCGUUGGCUAAUACCGGGACAAGAGCAGGAGCAUCAGGAAUAAGUGAGAUCAUGACGGGAGAACAGACUUCAUGCCUACAGAUAAAGCAGGAAUUUAUAUGAACUGAAAUUGCAUAAACUUGUACAGUGAAUCAGAUGGUUGUAAUUUAUAAUCUUAUUAGUUAAAAAUCACUUUUGUUCAUUAACUACUGUAUGUGUAAAGUCAAACUGCUGGUAAUUAAGUAAACAAAUACAAAAAAGUUCAGUAGAAGGGUUUUUAUUUAUUUAUUUAGGAAGUAUUAACAGGCUUACGAAUCCUUGCUGUGUAAAUAUCAGAAAACAAUUAUUAUGAAGAUUGUUUUUUAAUAAACUGACUUUUUUAGAAAUAAUG